AUGUACCACGUCAACGCAGCCUCACUUGAGGACGUCCACACACGUGUCGACUACCUCCGCACCUUCAUAAACUUCACCGCAGAUGACGCCGCGGCUCUCCAUGCUGCGAAGGACGUUGUCGCGCCCUUGGUCCCCGCCAUCGUCGACACAGUCUACAUUAAGCUUCUGUUAUUCGAUAUUACUGCCAGCGCAUUCUUGCCCCGCCAGACGGGGUAUACAGGCAACGCACCCGCGAAACUCGAUGACCUCACCCUCGAGCACCCUCAGGUCAAGUUUAGGAAAGAUUUCCUGAACGGGUAUCUGGUCAAGCUCGUCACGAUGGAUUAUGCGAAGCCAGAGAGUUGGGCCUACCUCGAUAAGGUAGGGUUGAUUCAUACCGGCGCUGUUGGAUUCAAGCAUCGGAUCAGCAAGCCUGCCCUCUGGGUUGAAUAUAUUCACUGUGCUAUUUUGCUGGGACUUGUUGAGGAUAUCCUAAUCGACACGGUCAUCUCUCAUCCCACUCUCGAUAUGCCCUCCAAAACUGCUAUUUCUCGAGCGGUCAACAAGGUUCCUCUUUUUCCUUCUUUUCUAUAA
Molecule: messenger RNA, 573 nt
Organism: Cyclocybe aegerita
Lineage: Eukaryota; Fungi; Basidiomycota; Agaricomycetes; Agaricales; Hemipholiotaceae
Source: the annotation of a GenBank genome assembly